This is a messenger RNA of Amyelois transitella, 546 nucleotides long. RefSeq lists its product as uncharacterized. Bases 126 to 479 code for a protein of 117 amino acids. Lineage: Eukaryota; Metazoa; Arthropoda; Insecta; Lepidoptera; Pyralidae. The transcript has 3 exons. The record is from RefSeq and is a predicted model, not a curated record.
CGAUUUUUAAUCGAUUAUUAGAUAAAAUUUUAUAGAACUGGUUUCGCUACAUACUCACUAUUAAUACAUUGCUAUUUAUUAUAAAAUACUUUAAUACUUAAUUUGUGUACUACAGGAGAGAGAUUAUGACAAUAAUGCAUGAUGAAAGUACAGAAAUAUCAUUACGAACAUGGAAAAGAAACGUGGAUUCUAUCGACAAAAUUGGAUACAUGGAUGGUGCAUCUGAUGGACAAACAGCUUCCUUCCAGUCAAGCUUUGACUUUGGUUAUGCACAAGGAUUUAGUUUUGGAUUUAAAUUAGGGUUACACAAAGCUGAAAGUUUUCAGAUAAAAACUAGUAAUGGAGCAAUCCUCAAUGAUCAAAGACAAAUCAAUUGCCAAAUUUGCCAUAACAGUUCUACUUUACAACAACCUGUAGUAAAUUUAUAUAACAUACAGAAGGAGAAGAAUGAAGAAGUAGUAAAGGAAAUAAAAAUAUAAUAUUAAUUUGGUAUUUUUUGAAUAUUUAUUUACUUAAGAAUUAAAGUUAUUUCUACAUUAUUCAUAA